GUCGGUACACAAAUUAAUACUCCAAGAGAGGGACAGAUCCAAAUUGGCGCCCCUUUUCUCUAUCUUUUUCCUUUUUCUCUCUAAAAUCACACUCUCUCUCUCUCUCCAAAAAUUUCGACCAACGCAGAUUCGAAAAGCUCGUCCGCUUUUGGCUCGCCAUGUCGGUGCGCAGACGAACCUUGCUCAAGGUCAUCGUCCUCGGGGAUAGUGGGGUUGGUAAGACGUCAUUGAUGAAUCAAUAUGUACAUAAGAGGUUCAGUCAGCAAUAUAAAGCUACAAUUGGAGCUGAUUUUGUCACAAAAGAGCUACAAAUAGAAGACAGGCUUGUCACUUUACAAAUUUGGGACACAGCUGGGCAGGAGAGGUUUCAGAGUCUUGGAGUUGCUUUCUAUAGAGGGGCAGAUUGCUGUGUUCUAGUAUAUGAUGUAAAUGUCAUGAGAUCAUUUGACACUCUCGACAAUUGGCAUGAAGAAUUUCUCAAACAGGCAAAUCCACCUGAUCCGAAGGCAUUUCCAUUUAUAUUACUUGGAAACAAGAUCGACAUAGAUGGUGGAAAUAGCCGGGUGGUUUCUGAGAAGAAAGCGAAGGAAUGGUGUGCAUCUAAAGGGAACAUACCUUACUUCGAGACGUCUGCAAAAGAGGAUAUCAAUGUUGAUGCCGCUUUCCUGUCUAUUGCGAAAACUGCUCUGGCCAAUGAGCAUGAGCAGGACAUAUACUUCCAGGGCAUUCCUGAUGCUGUUUCAGAAGCAGAUCAAAGAGGCGGCUGUGCAUGUUGAGAGGGAGUGGGUAAAUAAUUUGAUAGCACUGUUUGCUACCCUCUGGUCACAUUUUUUUUAUUUGCCUUUUGUUGUGCUUUUGAUCCAUAACCUGUUUUUUUGUUCCCACGUUAGACUGAGCUCUUACAGUCGGGUGUUUUUGUGUAUUUGCUCUAUCGCAAUUUCAGAAGACCGUAGUCUUGCUUUGUCAAAUUUAAGGGGAAAUGAUUUUCAAUCUCCCUGUUUAUCCUCGUGCACUUUUUUUUUUUUUUUUUUGUGCUAAUGUACAACUUAUUCUAUAGUGAUUAAACAAUGUUUGAUCUCA
Rhododendron vialii is the source of this 1080-nucleotide messenger RNA. Its product is annotated as ras-related protein Rab7. The coding region runs from base 159 to 776 and encodes 205 amino acids. Gene Ontology annotation, cellular component: vacuolar membrane. The transcript is spliced from 7 exons. The record is from RefSeq and is a predicted model, not a curated record. NCBI's taxonomy places the organism in Eukaryota, Viridiplantae, Streptophyta, Magnoliopsida, Ericales, Ericaceae. Gene Ontology annotation, molecular function: GTP binding; GTPase activity.